Molecule: messenger RNA, 5170 nt
Organism: Colossoma macropomum (tambaqui)
Lineage: Eukaryota; Metazoa; Chordata; Actinopteri; Characiformes; Serrasalmidae
Gene: pds5b
Product: PDS5 cohesin associated factor B
Exons: 34
Coding region: 109-4347 (1412 amino acids)
Biological process (GO): DNA repair; mitotic sister chromatid cohesion
Cellular component (GO): nucleus; chromatin
Molecular function (GO): DNA binding
Source: RefSeq, a predicted model, not a curated record
CAGCCAGCGGACAAAUUGGCGCCAUUUUGAAGCCGAAAGGAGGAUCAGAGUUGGUGGGAGAAGCGAUUGGCUGCAGCUCCUCAAAUAAGCGAGCACUAGUUGGAGAGCAUGGCUCACUCCAAGAAUCGAGCCACAGAUGGCAAGAUCACCUACCCACCGGGGGUGAAGGAGAUCUCUGAUAAAAUCUCAAAGGAGGAGAUGGUGCGGAGGCUCAAGAUGGUGGUGAAGACCUUUAUGGACAUGGAUCAGGAUUCAGAAGAGGAGAAAGAGCUGUACCUGAACCUGGCCUUGCACCUGGCCUCAGACUUCUUUCUAAAACACCCAGACAAAGACGUCAGGCUCCUAGUGGCCUGCUGCCUGGCUGACAUCUUCCGCAUCUACGCCCCAGAGGCGCCCUACACCUCACCAGAUAAGCUAAAGGAUAUAUUUAUGUUCAUAACUCGACAGCUGAAAGGAUUGGAGGACACCAAAAGUGCCCAGUUCAAUCGAUAUUUCUACUUACUGGAGAAUAUUGCCUGGGUGAAAUCGUACAACAUCUGCUUUGAGUUGGAGGACAGCAAUGAAAUAUUUACUCAACUGUACAGAACCCUCUUCCAAGUGAUCAACAAUGGCCACAAUCAGAAGGUGCACAUGCAUAUGGUGGACCUGAUGAGCUCAAUCAUCUGUGAGGGUGACUCCGUCUCUCAGGAGCUUCUGGACACUGUCUUGGUCAAUUUGGUUCCCGCACACAAGAAUCUGAAUAAACAGGCGUAUGACCUGGCCAAAGCCUUACUGAAGAGGACUGCACAGGCCAUAGAGCCUUACAUAACUAAUUUCUUUAACCAGGUGCUGAUGCUGGGGAAAACUUCAGUGAGCGACCUGUCAGAGCACGUCUUUGAUUUAAUCCUGGAGCUCUACAACAUCGACAGUCAUCUACUCCUGUCUGUACUGCCUCAGCUAGAGUUUAAACUGAAGAGUAACGAUAACGAUGAGCGCCUUCAAGUUGUGAAGCUCUUGGCUAAGAUGUUUGGGGCUAAGGAUUCUGAGCUAGCCUCUCAGAACAAACCUCUGUGGCAGUGCUACCUCGGGAGGUUUAAUGAUAUCCAUGUUCCUAUUCGACUGGAGUGUGUGAAGUUCGCCAGUCACUGUCUGAUGAACCAUCCUGACUUGGCUAAGGACCUUACAGAAUAUCUUAAAGUGAGGUCCCAUGACCCAGAGGAAGCCAUCCGGCACGAUGUGAUCGUGUCCAUCGUUACUGCCUCUAAAAAAGAUCUGUCGCUGGUCAACGAUCACUUGCUGAACUUCGUGAGAGAGAGGACACUUGACAAGCGGUGGAGGGUGCGUAAAGAAGCUAUGAUGGGCCUUGCACAGAUCUACAAGAAGUACUCGCUGCAGGCAGAAGCAGGCAAGGAAGCAGCCAAACAGAUCUCCUGGAUCAAAGACAAACUGCUGCACAUCUACUAUCAGAACAGCAUAGAUGACCGGUUGCUUGUGGAACGAAUCUUUGCACAGUACAUGGUGCCUCACAAUUUAGAGACUACAGAACGGAUGAAGUGUCUGUAUUACCUAUAUGCUACGUUGGAUUCUAAUGCAGUAAAAGCCCUGAAUGAGAUGUGGAAGUGUCAGAAUAUGCUACGGCACCAUGUCAAAGAUCUGCUGGAUCUUGUGAAACAGCCAAAGUCGGACUCCUACAACAAGGCGGUCUUCUCAAAAGUCAUGGUCAUCACAAGGAACUUGCCGGAUCCAGGCAAGGCACAGGACUUUGUGAAGAAACUGGUUCAGGUUCUGGAAGAGGACGAGAAGAUCAGGAAGCAACUGGAGACACUGGUCAGCCCCUCCUGCUCCUGCAAGCAGGCUGAGGUCUGCGUGAAAGAUAUUACGAAAAAACUGGGCAGCCCCAAGCAGCCCAGCAACCCUUUCCUGGAGAUGGUGAAGUUCUUAUUAGAAAGGAUUGCCCCUGUCCAUAUUGACACAGAGUCCAUCAGUGCACUAAUCAAACAGGUGAAUAAGUCCAUAGAAGGGACAGCUGAUGAUGAAGAUGAAGGUGUACCCACUGAGCAGGCUAUUAGAGCUGGCCUAGAGCUCCUCAAGGUUCUGUCCUUCACUCAUCCGGUGUCCUUCCACUCGGCUGAGACGUUUGAGUCUCUCCUCGGCUGUCUGAAGAUGGACGACGAGAAGGUGGCUGAGGCAGCACUGCAGAUUUUCAAAAACACUGGCGGGAAACUGGAGGAGAGCUUCCCACACAUCAAAUCGGUUCUUUUGCCAGUACUGCAGCACAAGGCCAAAAAGGGCCCACCCCGUCAAGCCAAGUAUGCCAUACGCUGCAUUCACUCCAUGUUCUCAAACAGAGACACCCACUUUGCACAGAUAUUUGAGCCUCUGCAUAAGAGUCUGGACACAGAGAACAUGGAGCAGCUCAUAACUCCUCUCACCACACUGGGCCACCUGGCCAUGCUGGCUCCAGAGCAGUUUGCUGGACCCCUCAAAUCCCUGGUGGCCAACUUCAUCGUCAAAGACCUGCUAAUGAAUGACAGGAUUCCUGGCAAGAAAACCACCAAGCUCUGGGUUCCAGAUGAUGAAGUUUCCCCUGAAACGUUGGCUAAGAUCCAGGGCAUUAAGCUGAUGGUGCGGUGGCUGCUCGGGGUGAAAAAUAAUCAGAGCAAGUCGGGUAACUCCACGCUCAGGAUGCUCACUGCCAUACUGAACAGUGAUGGAGACCUGACCGAACAGGGCAAGAUGGGGAAGCCGGACAUGUCGCGGCUUCGCCUGGCAGCGGGCUGCGCAGUGCUGCGUUUGGCUCAGGAGCCCUGCUACCAUGAGAUCAUCACCCUGGAGCAGUACCAGCUCUGUGCUCUCGUCAUAAACGAUGAGUGCUACCAAGUGCGGCAGGCCUUUGCUCAGAAGCUGCAUAAAGGCCUGUGUCGGCUGCGGCUGCCGCUGGAGUACCUGGCUGUGUUCGCUCUGUGUGCCAAAGACCCGGUGAAGGAACGCAGGGCUCACGCCCGCCAGUGCCUGGUCAAAAACAUCAACCUGCGCAGGGAGUACCUCAAGCAGCAUGCCGCGAUCAGCGGUGAGGAGAAAUUGAUUUCUCUCCUGCCAGAAUAUGUGGUGCCAUACGCCAUCCACCUACUGGCUCAUGACCCAGACUAUGUGAAAGUACAAGACAUUGAGCAGCUCAAAGACAUCAAAGAGGCCUUGUGGUUUAUUUUGGAGAUCCUAAUGGCCAAAAAUGAGAACAACAGUCAUGCAUUCAUUAGGAAAAUGGUAGAGAACAUCAAACAGACAAAAGAUGGCCAGUGUCCUGAUGAUGCCAAGAUAAACGAGAAACUGUACACAGUGUGCGAUGUAGCCAUGAAUAUAGUCAUCUCCAAGAGCACUACAUACAGUCUGGAGUCACCGAAAGACCCUGUGCUGCCUGCACGCUACUUCACUCAACCUGACAAGAAUUUCAGCAACACGAAGAAUUACCUUCCACCUGAGAUGAAGGCAUUUUUCACCCCAGGAAAGCCUAAAGCAGCUAAUGUGCUGGGUGCUGUGAACAAACCCUUAUCAGCCACAGGCAAGCAGCAAACCAAGCUCUCCCGCAUGGAGACCAUCAGCAAUGCCAGCAGCAAUUCCAAUCCCAGCUCCCCUGGCCGCAGCAAAGGAAGACUGGACGCAUCAGAGAAGGACCACAGCGAGAACGAGGACAUCUCCAUGAAGAGCCCGUCUGAAGGAGAAAAGCCCAGCAGGGGGCGCAAGCGAGGCGCGGCAUCCAGCCAGGAGGAUAAAGCCCAGGAGUCGAAGCCCAAACGCGGCCGCAAGAAAGCGGCCAACACCAGCACGGACGAUGCGGAGGAGCAGUGGGGAGAGGACAGCAGCAUGGCCGAAGCUUCCAUGGAGACGGAGGACGAACAGAACAGUCCGCCCAAGAGGGGCCGCAGAGGACGACCUCCAAAAUCUGCCACCAAGGACGAAACUCCAAGCAAGGGAAGGAGAGGACGCAGGAAGGCCGCACCACCUCCGGAAGAAGAGAAUGACGAAGAACAGGAGGAAGAGGAGGAGGAAGAGGAAGACGACGCAGGCAGUGAGAACAUGGAAGUGAAGCCUAAAGGCAGGCGAGGUCGCAAACCAAGAGUGGAAGCAUCAGAGGCCACCAGUGAUUCAGUUGAAUCCACGCCACAGAAAAGAAGAGGACGACCUCCAAAGUCACAAACGGCAGCUAGAAAAUCAGGUGGUGGACGAUCCAGAGCAGCAGUAAGCCAAGAGGAAGAGUCUGAGGAGGAGAUGGAGACAUCCCAACAGAGUGAGGAGGAGGCAGAGGAGGAGCAGUUACAGGAUUCCUCACCUAAAGUUCGACGGAAGUCGGGAAGGCGAGACCGCAGAUGAGUGAGCUGAGAUUCUCCAGCGCGGGAGAUUCACGAUGGCCAAGCCUAGAAGAGCCGCAGAAGACAAAGGAGGGAAUUUUUGGAGAUUUUGGACUUUUUGGAGCCAUGCAUCUGCUUCAGCUGUAUUUUGCCGUCUUUUCUGCCGUAUGCUUUUGCCACGCCUGCCCACCAUGACUCAUGGUUUGUUUUGCAUUGUUGCGUGUGCCGACCAUGUGGAAGAUCUUAUCCUACUCAAAAAAAAAAAGAAGAAAAAAAGAAAAAUGUAAAUAGUCUUCGUUCUGUCACCCCUGUCUCUACAAACCCCCUUCCACCCAACUUUAGGGAGACAACUGUAUAGCUUUUACCCUUCCAGCUUUAAAGAUAUUGCACCAGCUGAUCUGUCCAAGUAUAAAAGGAAAAAAAAAAGAAUUCUGACAAGCGACUUUUAGCAGUACUGUAUCUGUCCGGUGUGUUUUCUGUAUCAUUCUGUACUGUGCUACAUUAAUUAACUGUUUUGUAGUUCCAUUUUUUUUAAAUUUGUUUGUCAUUUUAUUCUUUCCCUUUUUUAACCCCUCUCAUUUGUAUAAUUCUUGUGUGCAUAUUAUUGUGGAUGUGCAAAUGUGCCUCUGCAGGACAAAAAGAAACACUGGUUUGACGACAAAAUCACGUAUUUGUUAUCUUUUCCUGGCUCAGUAUUGAUUUAAGCAGUGUUUGGAACAACAGGGAAAGUGUGGUACAGAGCAUCCAUUUUAAUAUUGGCUGUGCAUUGCAAAACAGUUGCGGAUUAAAGUCCCCCAAAUCACUUUUUCAGUCUGCUGAACCAAUAAAAUAUUCUCUUUAAAUAA